Messenger RNA from Rhododendron vialii, 831 nucleotides. RefSeq lists its product as uncharacterized. The record is from RefSeq and is a predicted model, not a curated record. The annotation marks the transcript as partial. The transcript is spliced from 4 exons. NCBI's taxonomy places the organism in Eukaryota, Viridiplantae, Streptophyta, Magnoliopsida, Ericales, Ericaceae.
AUGACUGCGUACGCGUACAAUGGACUGGCGUGUGCCAGUUCUAACCGCUACGGCUUUGAAGCCUUGCCAACUUUAGGGCUAGGACUGGUAUUGAUUAUCAGCCUUAACCCUGCCAGCCCUUCCUCAAGGAUCAGAAUAGAGAAUAUUACCAAGAUGAGUGUUAUAGUGUAUGGUGUUGCUUGCUAUUAUCUUUCUUUUUGGGAAGAAAGAGAUGAACAAGGAGGCUUUGAGCCUGUUGAGGAGGCUGUAAUUGUUAAGGAUCCAGAUUUCUGGGAGUCGUUGCUGUUCAACGAUUUGGCUCAAGACCUCGAUCUAGGCAUGGAAGCACUUAUAGCCCCAUCGCCUUCUGACAAAGGAAAACGCAAAUUGGGGGAAGUCCCUGUUGAUCUUUGGAAUGACAGUCAAGACCUUCAGUGCGUGGAUUUCAGGGAUUUGAACAAGGCAAGCCCCAAGGACGAUUUUCCCCUGCCACAUAUCGAUGUACUGGUUGACAAUACGGCGGGCCAUGCCCUGCUUUCAUUCAUGGAUGGUUUCUCCGGAUAUAACCAGAUUCUUAUGGCACCAGAAGACCGUGAGAAAACGACUUUCAUCACCGAAUGGGGGACUUAUUGUUACUUGGUCAUGCCGUUUGGUUUGAAAAAUGCUGGUCCUACCUACCAGAGAGCCGCUACGACCAUUCUGCAUGACAUGAUGCACAAAGAAGUUGAGGUCUACGUGGACGACAUGAUUGCUAAGUCAAAAACUCGGGAAGGACAUGUUCCUGUAUUGAGGAAGUUUUUUGAGAGGCUCCGAAAGUUCCGCAUGCGUCUCAAUCCACAGAAAUGCACCUUU